AUGGAUUCAGAAAAAGAGACAUCUCGGGAAGAUAUUGCAGACUCUCCACUCUUUGAAGGAGAUGAAGCGCUCCGACUAGUGGGAACUCGAGCGCAGAAAUUCAGCGAAGAAUAUAAUCGAAGACUCAGAAACAAACUGGACAAGGUUAUCAUUCCAAUAACUGCUGCGGUGUACUUCACCCAGUUUUUGGACAAGACAUCGCUCAAUUAUGCGAGCAUCAUGGGGUUCCCCGUAACUGGCCAGAAUUACAACCUAGUUUCAAUGGCAUUCUAUCUUGGUUUUAUAGUUUGGGAAUUCCCCACAGUAUACAUUGCCCAGAAGCUAAGGCUUGCAAAAUACCUCGGCAUAAAUAUUAUCAUAUGGGGCGUGGUGCUGCUCUGCCAUGCGUUAGCGAACUCCUUCCAGGCCUUCUUCGUGCUUCGUUUUAUUCUUGGGAUGUGCGAGAGCUGUGUGUCUCCUAUUCUAAUAUCGAUUAUAUCCAUGUUUUAUAGAAAAAAUGAACAAGGAAUUCGCAUUGCAUAUUUUUAUACAAUGCUUGGUUUCACUCAGGUCUUCGGAGGCUUCGUAGCUUAUGGAAUCUCGUUCUACAAUGGAGCUCUCAUGGCAUCAUACAAGAUUGUCUACUACCUCCUUGGCGGCCUUGCGAUCAUCGUCGGAAUCAUCGUAUUAACAUGGUUGCCAGAUUCUCCUGUCAAUGCCUGGAUGCUUACGAAGGAGGAGCGUAUUGCAUCCCUAGAACGAAUUAGGGAUGACCAGGGGGGUACAGAGAACAGGAAGUUCAAGAAAGAACAGGUUAUCGAGACGCUUCUGGAUGUCCGAACUUGGUUGAUUGUGCUUGCAACCAUGUUGACGGAUAUUCCUAGCGGUGGUCUCACUAACUUUAGCAACAUUAUCAUAAGGAAUUUCGGAUACACAUCAAGGCAGACGUUGAUUCUUGCCACUCCCGCUGGAAUUGUGCAUGUUAUCUCGGUAGUGCUCUGCGGUUAUUACUCUGAUAGAAAGGGAGAACGCAUGUUACCGGUGAUCUAUGCAACUCUACCAACCCUUCUGGGCGUCGCGCUGAUGAUCGGCUUCAACAAUACUGGACAAAAGGGAGUGUUACUGUUUGGUUCAUACCUCAUAGGCUCGUUUGGAAGCACAUUAUCUACGAUCUACGCAUACAAUGCCAGUAACACCAGUGGUUACACCAAGAAGGCAGGCCAGAUAUACCUUUGUCUCUGGCCAUUGGCUGACAUGGUCCGACAGCUCACCAUCAAUGCGCUCACCAUGGUCUUUUUCUGUGUUGGAAACAUCGUUGGCACUGAAAUUUUUCAACCUAAAGAUGCACCGGCGUAUAUCCCAGGCAAGGCCGCCAUCAUGGUUUUGCUGUCGACACAGAUCGGAGUAGCAUAUCUUCUACGCCAUAUUAAUGUGAAGCUAAAUAUUAAACGACGAGCGAUGAUAGAAGAGAUUAAGAGGGAGAAGGGCUGGACGGACGAUGACGUGCAGAAGGAGAAGGAGCGUCGUGCGUUCGCCGACAUGACAGACAAGCAGUAA
Molecule: messenger RNA, 1536 nt
Organism: Suillus clintonianus
Lineage: Eukaryota; Fungi; Basidiomycota; Agaricomycetes; Boletales; Suillaceae
Product: MFS general substrate transporter
Exons: 16
Coding region: 1-1536 (511 amino acids)
Biological process (GO): transmembrane transport
Cellular component (GO): membrane
Molecular function (GO): transmembrane transporter activity
Source: RefSeq, a predicted model, not a curated record